AAAAUAUAUAGUCCUAUGUGCUAUGUGGAAUGGUUAAAAAGUCAAAUAGAAAAACUAAUUGGGCCACGGCCCAACCAAAAUCAGGAAGACGAACUCGUUAUAGUUAGAAACCCUAGACCCUCCAUUAGAUUCUUUCUCGGGGUGGCCUUCGCAGAACACACUAAAUUUUUAUCGGCGACGCCAGCAGCAGCAGCAGCAAUGGUGAAGUACUCGAAGGAACCAGAAAACCCCACCAAAUCUUGCAAGGCCAGGGGAUCUGAUCUCAGGUGCCAUUUCAAGAACACUCGUGAAACAGCACAUGCUAUCCGAAAGAUGCCUUUAUUGAAGGCGAAGAGAUACUUGGAAGAUGUUUUGGUCCAUAAACAAGCCAUUCCAUUUACUCGUUUUUGCCGUGGAGUUGGAAGAACUGCACAAGCCAAGAAUCGUCAUUCCAAUGGACAAGGACGUUGGCCUGCUAAAUCUGCAAAGUUCAUUCUCGAUCUUCUAAAGAACGCUGAGAGUAAUGCAGAGGUGAAAGGAUUGGAUGUCGAUGCUCUUCACAUCUCCCAUAUCCAGGUCAACCAAGCCCAAAAACAGAGGCGUCGGACAUACCGUGCUCAUGGAAGAAUCAAUCCUUACAUGUCUUCUCCUUGCCAUAUUGAAUUGACCUUGUCUGAAAAAGAGGAGCCUGUUAAAAAGGAGCCUGAGACUCAGUUGGCACCAAGAACCAAGAAGAACCAAGCUUAAGUGAAGUUGAGUGGUAGAAAGGAUUCAGUUUUUGUUAUCUGAAAACUCUGUUUCUGUUUUUAAAAGAUUUGUUUUAUGUUUCUAUUAUUAUGAGGUGAUGUUUUUUGCUUUAUGAAAUUAAAACAUUUUGGUUGA
This is a messenger RNA of Lactuca sativa (garden lettuce), 861 nucleotides long. RefSeq names its product large ribosomal subunit protein uL22y. NCBI's taxonomy places the organism in Eukaryota, Viridiplantae, Streptophyta, Magnoliopsida, Asterales, Asteraceae. Gene Ontology annotation, molecular function: structural constituent of ribosome. Gene Ontology annotation, biological process: cytoplasmic translation. The record is from RefSeq and is a predicted model, not a curated record. Gene Ontology annotation, cellular component: ribosome; cytosolic large ribosomal subunit.